AUGUUAUUUUCUGUAAUUAAAUUAAUAAUGAUCAAAAUAUUUACUAAAGUACCAUUACUUGGAUCAUAUAUGAAAUUACGUGCCCGACAAAUUGAUAUUGUCGAUACAGUUGAACAAUGUGAACAGAUAGCAGUGAAAUUUGAACAAUCAACCACUUACUUGCCAAUUCUGGGACUAGAUUGUGAGUGGGUAACUCAAAAUGGAACUCGUCAACCUGUGGCGUUGUUACAAAUUGCUGACAACAAUGGAAUGUGUUCUUUGAUUAGAUUGUCUAAGUUUAAAACUAUUCCAUCAUCUUUAUCUGACAUUUUGAGCAACUCAAAUAUAAUUAAAGUUGGUGUUGCUAUUUUGGAUGAUGCUCAUUUACUGAUGAAUGAUUACAAUAUCAAUGUAUCUGGAUGCAUUGAUUUGAGAUAUUUAGCUAAAGAAUCUUGUUUAGAAGAAAGAAGUUUGGCAGCUCUUGCAUCUAAAUUGCUGGGAUGUGAAUUAGAUAAGGAUUGGCAUGUUCGAGCUAGUGAUUGGGAAGCUGAAGAAUUAAAUGAUCGCCAAACUGAAUAUGCUGCAUUGGAUGCUUAUGUAGCUGUCAAGAUUUUUGAGCAACUGAGAAAUAAAAAAAUAUCAUGGUGGAACUGGUUAUUUUUAACAGACAAACAAAAAUGGGAUAAGGUUACUGAAAUAUACUCAGAUUAUAAAGAUCUUCCGUAUCAAAAUGUUCGAACUAAUGGAAACACUAAAUAUAAACCAAAAUCUAAUGUUCGCUUAUAUUCAACUUCAACAAUAAAAUCUGCUCAAGUGUAUGAUAAUUGCUUGAUGGAAAAUGUUGAUGGAACUGUAAUGUCAACUUGUAGUCAUAAAAAAGUUGAUUGGUAUAUAUCCCAAGGUUUAGCGGAAUUGGUAAAUAAUGAACCAAAAACUAUAAGACUUAACUUCUCAGCAGACUUAAAAAAUAGAAAAGACAAUUUUUCUGUUCUUCCCCGAGAAAAUAUAUGUACAGUUUGUGGUCGCUCUGAAUAUUUCCGUAAGAAAAGUAUCAUACCAAAAGAAUUUGUUCGACAUAUGCCAACUGUACACAAAACUCAUAUACCUCACGAUACAUUGCUAUUAUGUUAUUGGUGUCAUAUAAAAUCAAAUGCUUUUGAUUUCAUAAUACGUAAAAAACUAUUCAAUAUGUGUCAAAUUAAAGAGCUAAAUCCUAAUGAAUACCAAAAAAUUCCAGCAUAUGUGAAAAUUAUGAGGUCAAAAAGUCUUGCUAAAACUCUUUUAAAAUCUCGACGUUCAUUACCAGAUAAAGUAGCGAAUGAAUUAAGACUAGAAAUUGCAGAAACGUUUAAUAUGAAACCAAAUCGAGUGUUUGAUACAUUUCUUGAAACUUUACUCACUAUCAAAUCCUUAAAGUAUGAAAAUGACUGUCAACAUAACAGUGCAGCAGAAAAAGUAGUAAAACACUUUUUAGAACAAGACGCAAUAAAUGAAUUAAAAGCAAUGUGGCGACAGCAUUUCCUUGACACAAUGAAACCAAAACAUUUACCUCUUCUAUGGUCAGUUAAUUAUGAUGGGUAA
This is a messenger RNA of Macrosiphum euphorbiae (potato aphid), 1560 nucleotides long. The record is from the annotation of a GenBank genome assembly. NCBI's taxonomy places the organism in Eukaryota, Metazoa, Arthropoda, Insecta, Hemiptera, Aphididae.